AUGUGCAAGGAUUGUAGGAGAAACCACAAUCUAAUCAAUAUUUCUCAGCCUUGUAUAGUAGACAAUAUUGAGGAGGAAGUAGUGAAUGUGCAAGCAGAAAGGUUGAAACAGAGGAAAGAUUUGGAAGCUAAGAAGUGCAGUUCCCAACCUGUGAAGAAACCCAGAACAAUGAAUCCUGAGUCCAACAAGCAAACCUCUCACCCCAACAUUACAACCUCACAGCCCAAAAAACCAACAAUGAAGCCCAUGUCUGAGCCCAACCAACAAAAGGUGAAGCUCAAAAAGACAACAGCUCAGCCCAUGAAGCAUGUUCCUCAGGCUAAGAAGACCAGUUAUCAGGCUAAAUCAGUCCCACCUCAAUCAUCAUUAGAGGCAGCCAAUAACUCACAAGGGGCAAAGGAGAAACAAAGUAGCAGUGGCUGCAUAGUCACAAGAUCUAGAAGACAAGUGAAGGAAGCUCCCUUCCAGGAAAAUGACACUGACUCUCAUGACUCUUAUGAGAGUACUGAAGAUGAAUUGUAUAGGCCUCCAAAAAUUGUAGGAGACAACCUCUAUAGCAGUGAUAGUGACAGUGACUCUGGUAACAGAAAAAGAAGUGGAGAAAGGGACAGCAGGUCUGAAGUCAGAGAGAAGCAGAAGUCCCCUAAGAAAAGAUUAGUUGAUAAACAAAUAGACACUUACGAUUCUAACUAUGAGGAUUUUGAAGAUGAACAAAGCUCUGAGUCUGAUUUAGAUGAUAGUGAAUGUGCCUCAGAUGCUGACUCCUGGCAUUCAGAGGAUUCUGAAAAGGUGUUGGAGUCUGAUGAAGAAUCACCAGCUGUAUACCCUCAGCUCAAUGAGAAAACCAAGUUUGGACAGUUGAAAUUUGAGGUUAGUAUGGUAUUUAAAUCCAAGUCUAAAUUCAUGCAAGCAACUAGGGAUUAUGCAAUCCAGUAG
This is a messenger RNA of Arachis stenosperma, 936 nucleotides long. RefSeq lists its product as uncharacterized. The transcript has 2 exons. The record is from RefSeq and is a predicted model, not a curated record. The coding region runs from base 1 to 936 and encodes 311 amino acids. NCBI's taxonomy places the organism in Eukaryota, Viridiplantae, Streptophyta, Magnoliopsida, Fabales, Fabaceae.